AUGACUGGUAUGAUAGCUCCCACUACCUUACUAACUUUGUAUUACUAUUGUGUUGUAGAUGUUUCUGAUAUGAAAAUGUUUGCAUAUGUACUGAAAUCAUCAUUAGAAGAGGAAUGCCUCCAAAAAAGAGCCGCAAACAAAAAAGAUCCUUCGGAAGACGGUGGAGACCAGUUGCAACAGUGGCGUGAACGAUGUGCUGAUGAAGCUGCAGAUUUGAAGAAAAUUCUCGAUGAGUGUAGUGAACGUGUGAAUUCUCGUAAGCAAACAGAAGAGAGAUGCGCUCAGGACAAACGUAGUGUUUCCGGCAGGACCUAUUUGGCCAGUGCAAAGACUCCAGCAACCGUCGUAUCCAGAGAUUUGAGAGAACUGGAGGUCACUGCGAAUCAAGGCACCGAGAAGUUGGAGCCAGAAGAAUUGGAAGAGGUUCACGACUUUUAA
Messenger RNA from Angiostrongylus costaricensis, 438 nucleotides. The record is from the annotation of a GenBank genome assembly. NCBI's taxonomy places the organism in Eukaryota, Metazoa, Nematoda, Chromadorea, Rhabditida, Metastrongylidae.